Arabidopsis lyrata subsp. lyrata is the source of this 747-nucleotide messenger RNA. Its product is annotated as transcription factor FAMA. Bases 1 to 747 code for a protein of 248 amino acids. NCBI's taxonomy places the organism in Eukaryota, Viridiplantae, Streptophyta, Magnoliopsida, Brassicales, Brassicaceae. Gene Ontology annotation, cellular component: nucleus. The record is from RefSeq and is a predicted model, not a curated record. Gene Ontology annotation, biological process: guard cell differentiation; stomatal complex development; positive regulation of DNA-templated transcription. Gene Ontology annotation, molecular function: DNA-binding transcription factor activity. The transcript has 2 exons.
AUGCAUAAGUUUUGGGUAGAAAAAAAAUAUUCACAACCGCUCAUUAUUACUGGAAAUGUAACCGAACUAGAGGGCGGAGGAGGGCUUCGGGAGGAGACCGCGGAGAACAAGUCGUGCUUGACUGACGUGGAGGUGAAGCUGCUAGGGUUUGACGCCAUGAUCAAGAUACUUUCAAGAAGAAGACCAGGACAAUUGAUUAAGACUAUAGCUGCUUUGGAGGAUCUUCAUCUCUCUAUUCUUCACACUAACAUCACUACCAUGGAACAAACCGUCCUCUACUCAUUUAAUGUCAAGGGAGACCAAGCCUCGAUCAUAGGAGGAGCAAUAGAGUUUGUGAGAGAGCUCGAGCAACUCCUACAAUGUCUAGAAUCACAGAAGCGUCGAAGAAUCCUAGGAGAAACCGGUAGGGACAUGACCACGACAACGACUUCUUCUUCUUCUCCCAUAACUGCGGUAGCUAACCAAACACAACCGCUCAUUAUUACUGGUAAUGUAACCGAACUAGAGGGCGGAGGAGGGCUUCGGGAGGAGACCGCGGAGAACAAGUCGUGCUUGGCUGACGUGGAGGUGAAGCUGCUAGGGUUUGAUGCCAUGAUCAAGAUACUUUCAAGAAGAAGGCCAGGACAAUUGAUUAAGACUAUAGCUGCUUUGGAGGAUCUUCAUCUCUCUAUUCUUCACACUAACAUCACUACCAUGGAACAAACCGUCCUCUACUCAUUUAAUGUCAAGGCAAGAUAUAUCAUAUGA